GCUCUCGCUCCCCGCGGGGCCCCGGAGGCGGUCGAGGCCCGGACGCUGCCCCCCUCCCCACCCCACCCAGCCCCCGCCCGGGCCGUGAGAGGUGGCGGGGCCGCGCGACGCCGAGGGAGAGCCGCCCGAGCAGUUGACCCCAGAACUCAUUUUUCAGGAAGCGGCUUCCUUCAGAAUGGUCAAAAUAAAGGCAUGAGGCGUUUGGACGUUUUUAUCUCCGAGUGAGAAUCUUCUGAUGAGGCAAGGAGUUUGAGAUUUAAUCCAAGCCAUGUGGUAAAGUCGGGGGUCCGAAGAAAAUGGAAAGGCCCGGGUUUCUGUGGCUGUGCCUCUUCCUGCCCGCGGUAAGGGGACACAGCCUUUUCACCUGUGAGCCCAUCACUGUGCCCAGAUGUAUGAAGAUGGCCUACAACAUGACCUUCUUCCCCAACCUGAUGGGCCAUUACGACCAGGGAAAAGCCGCUGUGAAAAUGGAGCACUUUCUGCCUCUUGCAAAUCUGGAAUGUUCACCAAAUGUUGAAAUAUUCCUUUGCCAAGCUUUCAUACCAACCUGCACAGAGCAAAUCCAUGUGGUUCCACCUUGUCGUAAAUUAUGUGAGACAGUAUAUUCUGAUUGCAAAAACUUAAUUGACACUUUUGGGAUCUGGUGGCCUGAAGAACUUGAAUGUAACAGAUUGCCACACUGUGAUGACUCUGGUCCCAUAACUCCUGAUCCACACACAGAGCUCCUUGGUCCUCAGAGGAAAACUGAACAAGUCCCAAGAGACAUUGGCUUUUGGUGCCCAAAGCAUCUCAAGGUUUCAGGAGAGCAAGGCUAUAAGUUCCUGGGGAUUGACCAGUGUGCCCCUCCGUGCCCCAACAUGUAUUUUAAAAGUGAUGAGCUGGACUUUGCCAAAAGUUUCAUAGGAAUAGUUUCAAUAUUUUGUCUUUGUGCAACUCUGUUCACAUUUCUUACAUUUUUAAUUGAUGUUAGAAGAUUCAGAUACCCAGAGAGACCAAUUAUCUAUUACUCUGUCUGCUACAGCAUUGUCUCUCUCAUGUACUUUGUUGGGUUUUUGCUGGGCAAUAGCACGGCUUGUAAUAAGGCAGACGAGAAGCCGGAGCUCGGGAACACAGUCGUUCUGGGCUCGAAGAAUAAGGCUUGCAGCGUGGUGUUUAUGUUUUUGUAUUUUUUCACAAUGGCUGGCACUGUGUGGUGGGUGAUUCUCACCAUCACUUGGUUCCUAGCCGCAGGAAGAAAGUGGAGUUGUGAAGCCAUUGAGCAGAAGGCGGUGUGGUUCCAUGCGGUUGCCUGGGGCAUGCCCGGCUUCCUGACCGUCAUGCUGCUCGCUAUGAACAAAGUCGAGGGGGACAACAUUAGCGGGGUUUGCUUCGUGGGCCUCUAUGACCUGGAUGCCUCUCGGUACUUUGUCCUCUUGCCUCUGUGCCUCUGUGUGUUUGUUGGGCUGUCUCUCCUCUUAGCUGGCAUCAUUUCCUUAAAUCACGUUCGACAAGUUAUACAACAUGAUGGCCGGAACCAAGAGAAACUGAAGAAAUUCAUGAUUCGAAUCGGAGUCUUCAGUGGCCUGUAUCUUGUGCCCUUAGUGACACUUCUUGGUUGCUAUGUCUAUGAACUAGUGAACAGGAUCACCUGGGAGAUAACUUGGUUCUCAGAUCAUUGUCGCCAGUACCGCAUCCCGUGCCCUUAUCAGGCAAACACAGAAGCUCGACCAGAAUUGGCUUUAUUUAUGAUAAAAUACCUGAUGACAUUAAUUGUUGGCAUCUCUGCGGUCUUCUGGGUUGGAAGUAAAAAGACGUGCGCAGAGUGGGCCGGGUUCUUUAAACGGAACCGCAAACGAGACCCCAUCAGCGAAAGCCGGAGAGUGCUGCAGGAGUCCUGUGAGUUUUUCCUGAAGCACAAUUCCAAAGUGAAACACAAGCAGAAGCACUACAAGCCAGGGUCACAUAAGCUGAAGGUCAUUUCCAAGUCCAUGGGGACCAGCACAGGCGUGACGGCAGACCACGGCACCUCCGCUGUGGCGAUCGCUGACCACGACUACUUAGGACAGGAAACUUCCACAGAAGUCCAGACCUCCCCUGAAGCGUCCGUGAAGGAGGUGAGAGCAGACAGAGCAAACCCGCCCAGAGCAAAGGACCGGGACUGUGGAGAACCUGUUUCCCCUGCAGCGUCCAGCUCCAAGCUCUCCGGGGAGCAGAACGACAGGAAAGGCCGAGCCGGCAGUGGGAAGGAGAAAAGCAGUGUGUCGGAAGGGGCUCCGAGUGAAGGAAGGGUAAGUCCGAAGAGUGACGUCACUGAAACUGGCCUAGUGAAGUGCAGCAAUUUGCAGGUCCCCGGUUCUUCAGAACCAGGCAGCCUCAAAGGUUCCACAUCUCUACUUGUUCACUCGGCUUCUGCAGUUAGAAAAGAGCAGGGUGCUGACGGGCGUUCAGACACUUGAAGAAACUUUUAUCUCAUUACCCUGAAGUCAGUUCUUACUACACUGGAGACGACAAUGUGUUUGUCUUUUUACAAAAACCACUGGCAGAGCAGCUCAGUGGUAGAGCAUUCACCCGGAAUACUUGAGGACCUGGGUUCAUCUCCCAGCCCUGCAAAAAGAAAAAUCACUGUUACAUUCUUCUUUUGCACUUAAACCAGCUUUGUCUACUGUCUAGUUGUUUGUUUGUUUGUUCGUUUGUUUGAGACAGGGCUUCUCUUUGUAUCCCUGGCUGUCCUGGAGCUCACUC
Messenger RNA from Peromyscus leucopus (white-footed mouse), 2721 nucleotides. It is a transcript of the gene Fzd6, whose product is annotated as frizzled class receptor 6. Gene Ontology annotation, biological process: canonical Wnt signaling pathway; non-canonical Wnt signaling pathway. Lineage: Eukaryota; Metazoa; Chordata; Mammalia; Rodentia; Cricetidae. The transcript is spliced from 7 exons. The coding region runs from base 297 to 2435 and encodes 712 amino acids. Gene Ontology annotation, molecular function: Wnt receptor activity; Wnt-protein binding. Gene Ontology annotation, cellular component: plasma membrane. The record is from RefSeq and is a predicted model, not a curated record.